Phaedon cochleariae (mustard beetle) is the source of this 5319-nucleotide messenger RNA. The record is from the annotation of a GenBank genome assembly. NCBI's taxonomy places the organism in Eukaryota, Metazoa, Arthropoda, Insecta, Coleoptera, Chrysomelidae.
AUGUCAGUGCCUUCGAUGGUACAUCGAUCCGGAGAAACAGCAACGACAGCAGUGCGCAGCAACAGCGACGCCGACCAACUCAAAGACCUGCCCGACUGCAAAGUCAAGAGGAACUACACGUGCGCCGAGUGCGACUAUUUCACGCAAAACCCGCGCGUCUAUCUUUACCAUCUCCGCGAUGCCCACGACGAGAAGGUGAAGAUCUACGAGUGCCCGAACUGCCUGUACGCGUCUAGGCACUUCCAGAAGCUGCUGCGACACAAGAAGAUGGUGCACGGCGAGCAACAGGUGCGCGACGAGGAGGAAGAAGAAGAGGACACCAUGGUCGGGCGACAAGAGGAGGCGGUGCAACCGGCAGUGUACAAGUGUUCGGUGUGCGAAUUUUCCAGCCGCAGCCAGCAGCAGCUGACGAGGCACGAGCGCGAGGAGCACAUCAAGACGAAGUUCUUCCGGUGCUCCAAGUGCACGUACGUGACGCACAUCAAGGCGCGCUACACCAAGCACGUCAAGUACCAUUCGAUGCCGAUGAUCAAGUGCGACAUGUGCGAUUUCCGGACGCCGUACAAGUGGAACCUGGACAGACACUGCAAGAACCACAACGGCAACGGGGCGUUCAGGUGUUCCGCGUGCAACUUCACGGCUGAUAUCAAGCAGAGUUUGACGGUGCACGAGAUGAACCACCACGUGCCGCCCGUAGGGCAGGCGGCGGGUUUGGGGGUGGGGCGGCGGCGCAAUAAGGUCGGCGCCAGCGACGCCACUGCGGCAGAGGAGGCGGUCAACCAGCAUACGCAGGUCGCUAUUAGUGAACCGGAACCGGCCACAGUGCAGCCAUCACCGGAAGACCCCAAAAAACCCAAAUCUAAGAUACAAUCGACGAAAAAAACAAAAACUUUCCAUCACAUUGCCGGUGUCGAAGCAAAGAAUUUCGGCGGGUCCGAUUUCAUCAAUCCCGAUGACAUAGUCAGCCACGCAAAUGGAAAGGUGUACCUCAAGAACAAGUGCAAGUUAUGUAACUUCAAAACGGCCUGGGAUUCUGAGAUGGCCAAACACGAGAGGAAAGCUCACAACAUCGACCGAGAAGAGAGCAAGUCAGUAGCUAAGAAACCACCGAGGCCUAUACCAAAUCUCAUACCUAUCCCCUCUCAAGCAGCAGCUAUCAGACUGAGCCAACAGAGACAGGCUUUCCCAGUGCUGAAAGCCGCGGAAAUUCCGGAACCCAGUGAACCAGAAAUAAGUCAAAAGGACAUGAACGACAUCUGCGCGAAAUCCUCUAAUAGUAUUCUCAAGGACUUCGCUUCCCUUUUUGGUUCUGAAGACGUAUUCAAGUCAACACCCAAAGUACCUGAUCUCAUACCUGCAGCCAUGUACAAUAAUUUAUCCUCGCCUAAAAGUAAGUUCACCGACGUUGUUUUCAAACAAAAAAAUGCCUCGUUCUUCGACAGUCUUAGAGAAAAACUAGAACUGGGGACGGGAGGUAGUAGUAACCUUACUUGCAACAUAUGCGGCCAUGAAAGCAAAUGUUUAACGGAACAAGCUAAACACCAAAAAUCCUGUGGAAAGGAAGCCGGAAAGGCUCCCAAUGUGAUACCGAUGCAUAACAUUAGUUCUACUCGUUGUCAAGCCUGUAGACAGAGAUGCAAAUCAAGCACCGAUCUAUACAAUCAUCUGCAAGCUUGCCCAGAGGCUAUUAGGGCACAGAGCUUGAUACCUAAGGAAGAAGUUGAUUCAGAAAGUGAGGGCGAGUUGAAAAUAGAUAUUGAUGGAGGGCAAGUUCCCGAGGAGGAAGAAACCAAGCCACACCCUAUGGAAAAUAAAGUUUUCGUAUGGAACGACAUCUUGGUGCCCAUGGAUAUCGAAGUGGACGACUCGAAUUACGAGUACACCGAAGACAAAGUCGACGAUAAUGUAUCCUUGGAUCUGUCCAUUCGUACUCAAUCGCCGAUGGACAGCGACGGCAGCUACUUAGGCCAAGAACUUAACACUCCCAACAGUGUCCAUCAUUCUCCGGUACCCUCCAGUACGGAUAAAGUACCGACUCACGGUAAUGACAUUUCGGUAGCUCAACAUAAGAGAGUUUUCAAGUGUCCCCAUUGCACAUUCUGGGCGUCCACAGCAUCAAGAUUCCAUGUCCACAUAGUGGGUCAUCUGAACAAGAAGCCGUUCGAGUGUUCUCUGUGCUCCUACAGGUCCAACUGGCGAUGGGACAUAACCAAACACAUCAAGUUGAAAUCUGUGCGGGACCCAGCGCACGAGUCCGCUAAAGUUUUGAUGACAGACGAGACGGGAAGAAGGAACUACACCAAAUACAACAAGUAUCUAACGGAAAUUCCGGUUAGUAGCGACCAAUCUAUGGACACCAGUGGAGGGUGUGGCACCAGACCUAAACACCACGACAGAAAUGCAUCGCCUUCGACUAGCAAAUCUGAUCUGCCCAAGCUCAACAAGAUUCCUGCCGCCGGAGAUUUUAGCCUGCCGAAAAAUUCUCCUCUGAGACCGCCACCUUCCCUGAAAGCCGCUGAUAAGAACCUUCUGGCCGAAAUGUCGGACAGAAAACGAUCUAGCAGUGAUGGGAAACGGACGCUUUUCAAAUGCAAGAAAUGCAAUUUCAAGGACGCAUCCAGAGACGUUCUACUGCAGCACGUGAAGGGUCACUACCAGCAGCAGCCUCAGCAGCAGACGCUGCUACACCAGCAACAGCAGUCCCACCAGCACCUGUUGUCGGACGUGGGGGCCUCAACUAGCGCUCAGGAUUUGAGAUUAAGGGGUACGAGUCCUGAUAGAGACGAGGCAAGUGUAAAUAACAUAACGGGCGGCAAGGGCUCCGCCGCGCCCUUCCGGUGCGGUCAUUGCAACCAGGUAUCUAACUGGAAGCAUGUCAUUCAGAGACACUGCAGAUUGAAACACAGUGGAGAUAUCCGAGUAGUAAGCAACAAAAAUGGCCACGAAAAAGUUGAAGUUGAAGAAAUAACAGAUGAACCAGACCACAUCGACAUUACCCAAGAAGGAACAUUCAAAUGUAACUUCUGUCCAUUUUCCAACGACGAUGAUGCUGAGUUCGAGCAGCAUCUUUCAGGUCAUGUUAUAUCUCCGGAUAAUAAUGUAUUCAAAUGUUACUACUGCAAAUUCUAUGUAUCCCAUAAAGAAGAACUGUGCAACCACCUGCGACUGCAUGGCGUUUCUGAUCCUGGUAUCAGUAAAAUGUUGGAAAAAGUAACGCCAGAAAAUGAAGGAAAAAAGUUCAGAUGUACGACAUGCCCAUAUGUCACAAACUCCAAAUCACAAUAUACUUACCACAAACAGUUCCAUAAGCCAAGAGGGGGGCAGUACUCUUGCACCCACUGUUCGUACAAUGUUAGCAAGCGUCAUUUACUUCAUCAGCAUCUAAAGGUUCACGGAAUCAAUAUUGCCACCCACAAACAAAAUGGUGAAAGCAUGUUCUUGGACGAAAUCACUGAUGAAAUUGAAGAAGUGCCUCCAAUCCUAUUGACAAUAGAUUUCCAAAAUUAUCCAGAUAUACCACUUGUGUGGGUAUCGAAGAAUGGCAAGUUCUCCAAAAUGUUCAAAUGCAGAUAUUGUCCACACGUCAAUUUGCGAAAAGUCAAUAUUCAGGAACACGAAAAAAUGCACAGCAUUCGUGAGAAAAAUCAUAACUCGAAUCGAUUGAAUGACACCGAGCACAGGUGUACUGAAUGUAAUUACGUAUGCAACAAUGCCGGUGUGUUAUCAUCUCAUUCGAAGGUACAUCAAGGGAUGUAUGGUAUAGUACAUCGUUUGGUAGACCCUACCAAAACUGAUGAAGAACAAAUCAAGGAACUAAGCCGAUCCACUGGCAUACAACCAAUACCAGAUAGUGCAAUUCAAGAUGAUAGCGAAGUCAUCGACUUUUCAGCAAUGGAAACUGAAGAAAUAGAUAGUUCAUCUGGAUCAGGUUCGCUCCUUUACUUCUGUAAAGAAUGCCCAGCCAGAUUUCUCAAAGAAAACGAGUUCGGAAUCCACAAAAGGUUCCACGGUUUGAGACUGUUCUACAAAUGUGAUCAUUGCACUUACACCUCCCGCGAAAAACCUCACUUAAACUCUCAUUCCAAAGUGCACACUAACGAAUACCAAGAUAGAACGAAAGUAUUGCAAAACAUGUAUUUGACCAGCAUGAACUAUCCUCAGCCCAAAACCAGCAUCACAAAAACGGAAAAUGGAGAUACUAUAUGGAAAAUCGCAGAAAACAAGAGCUUCCACAAGGAGAUGAGUACUUUGUGUAGUAUAUUAAGUAAACCCGUGAAAUCGUCGCAAAACGUGCCAUUAUCAGGAACAGAUUUGUUCCUGCAAAAAUCGGAAGCUGAACAAAAACAAGCAGCUGAGAUGAUCAACGUACCUGCUUCACCUCCUCAAAAAUUUCCAGACAUCGACAUCAAUGAGCUAAUGCGAGGAAAUCCAGAAUUCAUCUACCAGCCUUAUUUGAAAAACGGGAAGUUGAAGGAGAAGAGAUACAAGUGUCAUAUGUGCCCCACCGCAUUCGAAAAAAGGGAACAGUACAAAGUGCAUUUGGGUCUACACGGGUCAAAGCAACGCUACAAAUGCGAUCACUGUGAUUACUCGGUCAAGUAUUAUGCAAACUUCGUACAGCACCUGAAAAAGCACAAGUUGAAUGCCGAAGCCCACGCUGCGAGACGACCGAGUGACGAGGGAGACCUGGAAGUGGACGAAAGUGCAGAAGCCUCCACAGGAAUCAUUCCUGAGGAUGCAAGUAGGCCAUUGAAACCAAGCUUGGCGGACCAACAAGUGGCUGCGAUAUUGCAACACCGAGAGGCGGGACACAGUAUGGAAUCGGAAGAGAGGAAGCAUUACUGGUGCCCAAAUUGCCCCUACAUGAAUACUAGAAAAGAUGCUGUUGACAAUCAUCAAAAACGCCAUUCAAACAUUUCAGGCGUCAAGUCAGCCUACACUUGCGAACACUGUGAUUAUUCUGUGCCACAAAGUCACUUUUUAAAAGAACACACCAAACUUCAUUUCAUGCCAAAUAAAGUGAACCAAGUGGAGGGUUUCAUGAUAUGUGAUAAUAUAAAGUUAACCUCAAACAAAGUAGAUGAACCCAGUAGAAUGGAAGGUUGUGUCAUUGAAGAUGAUCAGAAACUAAUUUUUGAAGAACGCGGGUCCGAACUUUUCUUACCAAGUUUGGGAGCCGAUGUUGCCGAACGUUUCAAUAAUAACGAGGGUGAAAAACAAUUCGUUAAUGUACAAACAGGUGAAAUAAUUAAAGAGGAAUUUAUUAGUGAUAUAGAACUUCCUGAGAUCAAGGAAGAACGUAAAAUGGAAGUAAAUUAG